CUUCGAUCUAAAGAGGGCGUCCGAAUAAAAUAGCUAGAAGGCGGAAUGAAUAUCCUUCCUAAAAAGAGGUGGCAUGUUCGAACCAAAGAUAAUAUUGCACGAGUCAGAAGGGAUGAAGCCAAGGCUGCUGAAGAAGAAAAAGAGCUACAAAGAAGAAUAAACUUAGCUGAACAAGAGCAUCGGAUUUCAUAUCUCCGAGCUAAGAAAAGAAAACCCGAUGAUUCUCAAGAACCUGAAUCACCUCCAAAAUCAGAUUCAAAAGAGCACAUAAACUUUUUUAGUGAAUUAGAAAAAUCAGGGGGAUAUUUUGGAGGAUCCAAUAGAGAACACGAUGAAGAGAAAAAGCAAGAACAAGAAAAAUUUGAAAAAAAGAUUGGACUCCUUACAUAUCUUGGGCAGGAUAUUUCAAAUGAAGUUCCAUGGUAUGUAAAAAUACCAGGAGAACGUGUACAAGAUGAAAGUUACAGUAAAGAUCAUUCUGCAAGUAGAACAAAAUCUGAACUUCAAGAUCCACUUAUUGAUAUAAGACGUUACUUACAUAAGAAAGAAGGAAAAACGUCAACAGUAAACAAAACUUCUACAGAAAUAAAGGAAUCAUCAUCAGAUUUCCAAAUUUCAAAGUCUAAACAUAAACAUAAGAAAGAAAAAAAGCUUGAAAAAUAUGAAAAGAAAAAAACAAUAGAAGAAUUAAGAGCAGAAAGAUUGAAAAGAGAGAAGAUUGAAAGAGAAAGAGCAGAAGAAUUAAUUAAGAAACAUAGAGGUAUAAAAGAAAAACAAAUUUCAACAGAUGAAAGAGAUCGGCAAUAUAAUUCUCAGUUCAAUCCACAUUUAGCAAGACAAUCUAAUGUAACAUAAAAUAAACUGUUUCGGUCAAAUCAUCAGUUCAUUAAAAUGUAAAAUAUUUUUUAUUUCAACAAAAUCUUUUAUAAUAUUAUACAGAUGAAAUGUAUUUUGCUUGAAAAUUCUUAAUCAAUAUAUAUAAAUGACUUAUAAGUCAUUUAUAUAAGUCACUUAUAAGUGUAAUUAUAGAUUAUUUAAAUUAAUUAAUUAACAAAAGACUAUUAAUAAUUGUAAUUCAGAUAAUAAUAAACUAUUAUAUGCAACUUCAAUUAUUUUAUAUAUCUGUAUGUUAAUAAUAUACCUAAAAUGUGAUCCUAAACAUGAAAUAAUGUAUCCCAUUGCUUAGAAAAUAUAAAUAAUAAUGAAAGUAACAAGAGAGAUUUGACUCUCUCAGAAACUUGAAGCUAUUCUUUUAGUAAAACACAAACUCUCUCAUUUAUAAUAUAUUUUCUCAACAUUCAGUUAGACUUUGUGUGCUGAUGUAAACUUCAUUUUUCCAUAUUAAGUACAUAUAGUACAUAUUCCUAGAUCUAAAAUGAUGCCUUAUUACGAUAUUUACAGUGUAUUUUUUUUUUUUAAAUGUACAGCAAGACACUGAUUUACAAACGUACCUUGUUCCUGAAAUUUCACACAAGUAGGAUGAGCUUUUCCAUUAUUUCCUAUAACCAAAAUUUGUACAUCAUUCUAGCAUAACCCAGUCCCUGUACACAUUUCUGACUCAUCAAAGUGCAUCAUAGAAGUAGAAUGGAGUAAAAUAAAAUUCUAAUUUUCAAUUAAUGAAAUUAAUGAACUAACAGAAAGAUCAGUAAUGUGAUAUAAUGUUCAUUGAACUGCAUAACUUUACUGGAAUGACUAGUGCUAUCCUUUGCAAACAAAGCAAAUACUGUCUUAUCAAUUGAAUAUAUUUUCUCACUUAACUUUCUCCUUUUGUAAAAGAUAAACAAUCUGGAUUGCAUUUUAUAAUAGCAUUCAAUUUUAGAGACAGUAUUCUUGAUGUGUUUAGAGAAUUUUGUAAACAU
This is a messenger RNA of Centruroides sculpturatus (bark scorpion), 1859 nucleotides long. Its product is annotated as leukocyte receptor cluster member 1 homolog. The record is from RefSeq and is a predicted model, not a curated record. The transcript has 7 exons. Bases 46 to 855 code for a protein of 269 amino acids. NCBI's taxonomy places the organism in Eukaryota, Metazoa, Arthropoda, Arachnida, Scorpiones, Buthidae.